AUGUCUGCCGCAAAGGCAAAGGACACGGAGGCGGUGCCAGCGGUACACGAGGAGGACACACCCACGACUGCGAGGAUAGCAGCGAAGGAGGCGUCUGGAAAGGCCCUGCCGCCAUUGAAUCUCACACCGGCUGAGAGGCGCGGUCUGCUGAUAGUAGUGGGUGUGGCACUGCUCCAAGAGGUGCACUCCAGUGUAUUCCGUUGGGCUCUGGUGGGUGCCGCGUCUGCUGCAAUGGUGUACAAGAGUUUUACCCGUCCUCACCAGAGUUCGUAG
Leishmania braziliensis MHOM/BR/75/M2904 is the source of this 273-nucleotide messenger RNA. RefSeq lists its product as hypothetical. Bases 1 to 273 code for a protein of 90 amino acids. Lineage: Eukaryota; Euglenozoa; Kinetoplastea; Trypanosomatida; Trypanosomatidae. The record is from RefSeq and is a predicted model, not a curated record. The transcript has a single exon.